AUGGUAUUUAAGAAAGGGGUUAAAAAAAAUACCACCAAAAGUGCUGGAAAGGAAAAUAGCAAAAGUCAAGAAAAUGAAGAAACUGGUGAAACUGAUAACUCUGAGUUAAAUAAUAAUCAAAUGACAAGUGAUCAAAAUAAUCAAAACAAUAUUUUAUUAAUUGGUGAUGAUAACUUAUCAUUUUGUCAGUUUAUUAUUGAGGCAUAUCCGGUCUCAAAUCUGUAUAUUGCAAGUAUACUUACUGAGCUUGAAAUUAAUUAUAUGCUUCGAGAUUUAGAAAGGAAAAAAAAAAUAAGAGAAAAAAAUGAACAUAUAGAAGAAUCAAAUAAAAAUUCAAGGGCAUACUUAGAUACAGAAAUAGUAGACAAAGAAAAAAAUGAACCUUUUUAUUAUACUAAAAAAUUUAAAGAAAAAUAUGCAAAUAAAAAUCUCCAUCUUAUUUUUAAUACAAACUUAUUUGCUCUAAAAUCAUAUUUCCCAACUAACUUUUUUCAUACCAUAUUUUUGAUUUUGCCUGGAAUGUCCUAUAACAUAAAAGAAAAGGGACUUAGAUAUAGUGACCAAAUAACUACACUCAGAUUAUAUUAUUUUGUUAUUUCAAUUAUAAUAGAAGUUAUAAAUGUGUCUAUAAAAAAUGUACAAGUUCAUAUAUUAUGGACAACGGAAAAACUAAAAAGUUUAGUGGAAAAUAAUAAUAUUGCAAAAUCUGAAAUCAAUAAAGAAGAUUAUGAAAAAAAUAGUAUAACUAAUACUUUAACAUCUCUUAAAAAUUUAGUUUGCAAUACCGAUUGUGGCAUGGAAAAUUCUGAAAGUGUGAAUCAAAUUUUAGAAGAAAAGGACCCAACUCAAUUGAAUAAGGAUAUUGAACAUUCUGAAAAUUUUUAUGAAGAGGAAGAUGCAGAUGAUAACAAAGUAGAUGUAAAUGGUAACGAAAUAGAUGUAAAUGGUAACGAAAUAGAUGUAAAUGGUAACGAAAUAGAUGUAACUGGUAACGAAAUAGAUGCAGAUGAUAACGAAGUAGAUGUAAAUGGUAACGAAAUAGAUGUAAAUGGUAACGAAAUAGAUGUAAAUGGUAACGAAAUAUAUGUAAAUGGUAACGAAAUAGAUGUAACUGGUAACGAAAUAGAUGCAGAUGAUAACGAAGUAGAUGUAAAUGGUAACGAAAUAGAUGUAAAUGGUAACGAAAUAGAUGUAAAUGGUAACGAAAUAUAUGUAAAUGGUAACGAAAUAGAUGUAACUGGUAACGAAAUAGAUGCAGAUGAUAACGAAGUAGAUGUAAAUGGUAACGAAAUAGAUGCAGAUGAUAACGAAGUAGAUGUAAAUGGUAACGAAGUAGAUGCAGAUGACGACGAAGUAGAUAUAAAAUUAUCAAACGAUCCUAACAUUUGCUUGGACGAGGAGAAUUUAGAUGCAGAAAAUGAUCAAGAAGAACAAACACAGAAAGUGGACGAAACAGAUGAAUCUGAUUGGAUCGAUGAAUCUGAUGAAGUAGAAAAUUUUGACGAUGAAGAUAAGGAUGAACUUCUCGAUCUCUUCAAUCUGAAAAAUAAUAUUGUCACGAAAACUGUUUCAGAAUUAAAUGAAAUGGAACAAGCUGAAAAUGACCAAAUAAUUUAUUUUGUUGAAAAUAAAAUUAAAGAAGAACCAUUGAUGGUAAACAUGUGUGGAUUCCCUCUUCUUUACGAGAUAGAUUUGAACAAACUGAUGCAGCUAUUUAAUUUUGAGUCGGAAAAAAAUGAAGAUGCAAAUAAAGGUGAAUCAAAUGGAGAAGUAAAAAAAGACGAAUCAAAUGCAGAAGCAGAUAAAGGCGAAGAUCCAAAAUUAAAUCUCAAAAUAAAUAUUGACCCAAAUGAGCUAAGCAAUAAAUUUAUCCCUAUCAUAUAUGGAAAACAUUUUAUAUAUAACAAUUUUUUGAAAAAAUGUAAAUUUUAUUCAUUUAUUUUGAAAAAAAAAAAAAAAAUAUUAAUACCAGAAGAAUUAGCUAUUAUAAUGCAAAAUAAUAUAACAGGAGAAAAUUAUAAUAUAGAAACUUAUAAAGAUCUAAAAAAAAUAUAUUAUUCUAAUUUUAAAGAAAUAAUAAAAACAUACAAAACAAUAAAAGAUCAAGCACAUCAUAUUUCAAAUAUUCGAUAUAAAUUAUAUUUACAUAGAAAUCAACAAGAAGAUAAAAAUAAUAAUAUUACAAAACAAUAUAUGCCUUUUCAUAUUUUUCAAACUAAUUUAAAUAUGACAAUAAAACAUAAAAUAAUUUUAGAUGAAUUAUGGAAAAAAAUAUUUACUCCUAUUCAUUUUGCUCGUGCAAAUGAGGAUAUAAAUAAAUAUUUUGAAUUUUUUAUUUUUUCAAAAUUUCCAAAAAAUAGAACAAUUCAUAAAAUAAAUAAAUUAUAUCUUAAAUUUAACAUAAAUAGAAGAAUACAUAAUGAUAAUAAUACAAAAUUCAGUUACAUACAAAAUUAUAAAAAUAAUAAUAAUCAUUAUAUUAUUAAUGAUAAUAAAAAUAAACCACCUUUGCUCCCAACACCAGGAAAAGAUAUGUAUAAAAAUUCAAAUUAUGAUAAAUCUAAAUAUAAUAUUCAUAAUGGUUUCAAAAAAAUAAAUAACGUUUAUAAAAAUACACCUUAUAAUACUAGUGGUAUAUAUAAUAAAAUGUACAAACAUGAUAAACCUAGAAACAUUUCAAAUAAUUAUGAACAUAAAAGAGACAUUAAAAAUAGGAGUUAUGGUCGUGUAGGUGAAAAUACACAUAGAUCGAUACGACCAAACAAUACUAAUUCUCAAAAUCAUAAUAAUAAUUUUGGUAGUUAUAAUAGAAAUAAUCACGACAAUGGAUCAUACAAUAAUAUUAUGAACAAGUCAUAUAAUAAUAAUAAUAAUAAUAAUCGUGGAACUAGCCAUAAUCAUGGUCAUAAUAUGAUAAGCUAUAAUAAUAAAUCAUCUCGAAAUAACAUGCACAAGUCAGGUGAUAUUCGAAAAGAUCUAAAAAGUAUCGAUGAGCGAAGUGAUACAAGAGGAGGAGGUGGAAGAAGUCAAACCAGAAGUGAUUUUUAUAAUAAUCAUAGAUAUGAUAAUAAAAAUAUAAAAAGAAGAAGAGACAACUCAUUUGAAACGAGACGAGAUGAAGAUAAUGAAAAUUAUUCAAAUAGAAGAUAUGAUAAAAAAAUAAGGAAUAAUGAUUAUGACAUGAAAUCUCGAAUACAUGAUGGAAAAAAUCAAAAAAAAUAUUCCAGAAAUAAUACAGAAAUGCAAGAUCCUUAUGCAUCUACAAAAGAUUCAAAUAAAUAUUACGAUAUAUCAAACAAUGGAAAACAUUCUGAAAAAAAAAACUGGAAAUUUCCCCCACCACCACCAAAUAUUCCUCCUUUAUAUGAUUCUCAAUCAAAAAAAAGGAACAAUAGCUUUUAUCAUGGAAGUGAUGAUUAUUAG
Molecule: messenger RNA, 3423 nt
Organism: Plasmodium berghei ANKA
Lineage: Eukaryota; Apicomplexa; Aconoidasida; Haemosporida; Plasmodiidae
Product: conserved Plasmodium protein, unknown function
Exons: 3
Coding region: 1-3423 (1140 amino acids)
Source: RefSeq, a predicted model, not a curated record